UCCAAAAUCUGAAUUUGCAAAGAUGCUUGCGGUCGUCCUACGCUCCCGGGCCCUCCUCCAGUCAAGCAUGUCGCGACGCCAGUUGCCGCGCGCCGCCUUUACGACGUACUCUGGAGGCCAUGCGUCCGAAGGCCAAGGAGGUUUCUAUGGCUCGUUGAAAUCACGUUCGGAAGGCACUGCCAAGUUCACACCUGGGUAUCGUGCAGAAGAAGCCGACAUCCGUCACCUCCAAACGUUGAUGCAGCAAGCCAACAGCGCUUCGUUUGCGCAAGUGGUGGCAGACGAGAGUACCCAGCAGCUGAUUGACCGAUUGUACUUCAAGGGGUCGCCCGUGUGGGGCCUUUCCCUCAAAGAACGCGAGUUCGUGUCAACGUUGCGCAUGACACCUCUCCCCUGACGCCGUUUUGUCUCUCUCUAUCUCUCUCUCUCUCUGUAAUCGAAUAUUAACAUGAUGUUGCAUUAUCUUUCGUGUACACGUCCUUGAUCUCCACGUGCUUGAAGAAACGACGGGACGGACUCUCGCGACCUUAGUAUGUCGACGUUGUCGUCUUCGUCGGUGCCAUCAUCUUGCCCCAGCUCCUCUUCCACGAUCGUCACUGUGUGUUCAUCCAAGCUGCUCUUCCGCUCCUACAUCCAUCCAUCCAUCAACGACGCGUGCCAUGCCCCAGGCUUACCACUGUCACGGCCUUGGCCACGAACGGGUUGCUCAUUCGCUCCUUUUGAAAGUCAUACGAUACCGUGAGGUCGUACACGGCGUUCUCGUACGGGUGAUGGGGCCGCUUGCCUGCCGCCGCGUGCUUCUUCUUGGAUGGCGGCGGCGGCUGCCAUUCCUUCCGCGGCGCCGUGGACGAGAACGACGUCAUCUCACUCAACUCGUCGCCGUAUUCGCGCUCCAAAUGGCAGUAAUCACUCGGAAAUGAGCUGCUGCUUUGCGACAACGAUCGCCCGCCGCUGCUACUUCCAUCGCUCGAUCGAGUGUCGUUCAUGGGAAUCGCCAUCGGUUCCGUCCGCGGCUGCUUGCACGUGUCCAGCAUCACGUUGAACGGAUUCAAUCGAUCUUCGUCAUCGGGGGCGGGCACGUCGUCGUCGUCGUCGU
Aphanomyces astaci is the source of this 1096-nucleotide messenger RNA. RefSeq lists its product as hypothetical. The record is from RefSeq and is a predicted model, not a curated record. Bases 23 to 397 code for a protein of 124 amino acids. Lineage: Eukaryota; Oomycota; Saprolegniomycetes; Saprolegniales; Verrucalvaceae. The transcript has a single exon.